GACAUGGUUACUACUGACGUGUGACAAAUGUUUGUUUUUAGUUUGUUUAGAUUAAAGGAAUAAUUUCGAGAAAUUGACAUUAUCAAAUUAGAUAAGGUCUAUCAGUAUAUUUAGGUAUAUUCUGGUGUUUUGUAAAUUCCAGUGUAUAAGCACUAAAAUGUCUUUAGAAAGUAAAUAUAACCUUAAAAGUCCUGGUGUAAAACGUUUAAUGAGAGAAGCAAUAGAAUUAGCUAAUCCCACAGAAGAGUAUUUUGCAUGUCCUUUAGAAGAUAAUCUGUUUGAGUGGCAUUUUACAGUAAGGGGCCCUCCAGGAACAGAAUUUGAAGGUGGAUUCUAUCAUGGAAGAAUUUUACUGCCCUCACAAUAUCCUAUGCAACCUCCCAACAUUAUUUUGUUGACACCAAAUGGAAGAUUUGAGGUUAACAAGAAAAUAUGUUUAUCAAUAUCAGGACACCAUCCUGAAAGUUGGCAGCCUUCUUGGUCAAUACGUACUGCUCUUCUGGCACUAAUAGCUUUUAUGCCCACUCCAGCAUCUGGAACAAUUGGUUCUUUGGAUUACACAGCAGAAGAGAGACAAGUGUUAGCAAAAAAGACAAAGAAUUGGGAAUGUUCAACAUGUGGUAAGAUAUCAGAAAAGUUAUCUACAGGAGGGCAUGUACUUAGUCCAAAAUUGACACAGGAAGAAAGUACCUUAAUAAAGCAGAUAGCAUUGAAGGCAGAGGAGGACGCGAAUAAGAAAGAACCCAAUAGAGAAAGUAAAACAAGAGAAGAAAGUACAUCGGAAGAGAGAAAUGAUUAUGAACUCAGGCAAAGAAUUUCCACUCAAGUAAAUGAAUCUGUUGAUGAAAGUAUUUCAGCUCCUGCGGUCGAUCCUUUAUUAGAAGAUUCAAUCCAAAGAAGUGAUACGGAUAAAUUAUGGACAGCAGCAAUUUGGAUAUUAAUAACAAUAAUAGCUCUCCUGUUAAUACGACGAAUUUUUUUCCUAUAAACUAAUAGCACUAUAAAACAUUGUAUCUCUUUAAAUAGAAAAUUUUAUACCAACAUGAAAGCAGUGUAAUUAGGACACAGUGUACUGUAUUUUAUAAGUAAAGACUAAAGACAAACAUUUGCAUAUUAUAUGUCGUCGUCAGAUCUCGGAACUGGACAUUAUGCUGAAUAUCCAGCACUUCAGUUAACUGUGUUAUCUUUAAAUUCUUUAAUGAGUAAAAACUUUUAUUGAGAAUUUUUAUUCUCGAUAAUGUUUUAUAUACAAAAGUAUUUAGUUGUGAUAUCUUAGUUUUUUUUGUUUUUUUUUUCUGAAAAAAUACAUGAAUGGAAAGAAAUAGUUUUCAAUAAUUAUUUUACAACAUAAAACAGUCUAACUUAUCUGUCUCUUCAUAAUAUCUUGUGUUAUAAUACAACCUUCCUAUAUUAAUUAAGUGAACAGUUUGUUGUCAUGAUUUCUAAAAUAUUGACAACACAGGGUAUUUUCUAGGUAUUUCUCUAAGAUGAUGUUCUUUAAGGAAAUCCCGUUAAUAAUCAUCUUUCUCUCACUGUAUAUGCUUCAUUCCAGGUGGGUGUUUGCUGACUUACAGAUUAUAUGACUUCAAUAGUUUCCAGCCAAUUUUGUUGACCAUGAGCCAUCUGCUGUCUUCUGUAAUCUGUUGUUGAUAAAGUUGUUUAUAACUUCAUCUUGUGAGAAGUAUUUUCUUCUAGAUGUUUAUACUAAAAAGCAGAUAUCUGAAACGGCCAUGGCUAUUUGCACUGUCAAUCGUAGAGUUGAUAGUUAUCGCAAAUGACCGUAUUUGUCAUUCCUCAAGUUGGUGUAAAUGGACAUUUGUUACUAUAGUUAUGCUGUACAAUUUUUCUUUCUAUAUCCUAUUCAUUAUUGUAUAGCUACAGUAUUCAAGAAUGUAGUAAUGUUUAUUUCUGUGAUCAGGCGAAAUCAUAUAAAUACGUGAUUUAGGAUAACACUUGGGUUUAGUUAAAAUAAUAAUAAAAAUUCUCUGGCAUUUAUAUUUUAACUAUCUUUUUGUGAUUUUAUUUAAGUUGUAUCUUUAACCAAAACAAGUACAGUUAAUUCGUAUAUGUUUACAUAUAUAUUUAUUGUUAGAAUAUAAUAAUUUAAAAAAAUAUAUAUUUUUUGUUUCAACAAUAUGUUUUUUUAUUUCUCUCUCUCUUCUUUGUCAACCAUUUUCCAUCCACUCCUGAAUGUAGGUCUCUCCCAAUUACUUCCAUCUUUCUCUAUCUUGCGCCAAUCUAAUCCACUGUUUGCCUGCCACUGCUCUUAUGUCAUCUACCCAUCUUUUUGAGGUCUUCCCAUGCUUCUUGUUGUCGUCCUUGGUCUUCAUUCUAGAAUUCUCCGUGUCCACCUGUUGUCAUUAUAUCGGGCUACGUGACCUGCCCAGCGCCAUUUCAUUUUUGUAAUUUCUUCCACAAUAUCCCUAGUCUUCGUUCUACGUUUUAUCUCGGUGUUUCUAAUCUUGUCUCUUAGUGAUAUUCCAAGCAUGAUUCGUUCCAUUGCUCUUUGCGUUGUUUCUAAUUUUUUGGCAGAUUUUUUGGUAAGUGCUACUGUCUCCAAGCCGUAGGUACAAACUGGUAGUAUGCAUGUGUUAUACACCUUUUUCUUUAAGUUUAUAGGAAUGGAGGUGUUUUUCAAGAUAUGUGCUAGUUUGCCGAAAGCGCCCCAAGCCAGUUGUGUUCUUCUUUUAAUUUCAGCAUCUUGAUUUGGUUUUCCUAGUUUGAUAACAUGACCUAGAUAUACAUAAUGUUCCACAUUUUCUAUGGUAUGAUUUUGUAUUGUUAUAUUUGUCUGGUCUCGGCUCAGUAUUUUUGUUUUUCUGUAGUUAAUUUUUAAGCCUACCGCUCCUGAAACUGCAUUUAAUUGUUGUAACAUAUGUCAUCUGCGAAUCUCAAGUGGUUUAAGUAUGAUCCGUCGACGUUGAUACCCUUAUUGUUCCAUUUCAGUUUCUUAAAAAUAUCUUCUAGAGCAAGAGUAAAUAGUUUGGGAGAGAUGGUGUCUCCUUGUCUUACUCCCCGUUGUAGUCUUAUGGGAUUAGUUUUUGUGCUUUCGUCCAGCUUUAUAUGCAUGGUGGCAUUUUCAUAUAUGUUUUUAAUUAUGUUAAUGUAUCUUGAAUCUAUGCGUGCAUUUUCUAGAGAUUCAAGCACUGCCCAUAAUUCGAUGGAAUCGAAUGUUUUAUGGAAAUCGACGAACGCCAUAUGAAUUGGAACAUUAUACUCGGUGCAUUUUUCUAUCAGUGUUCUUACGGUGUGCAAGUGGUCUAUGGUAUUAAAAUGUUUUCUGAAUCCAGCCUGCUCGAUAGGUUGAUAGAAAUCGAGCUUAUGUGUUAGGCGGUUGGUUAUGAUUUUAGUUAGUAAUUUAUACAGAUGUGAUAGCAAGGAUAUUGGUCGGUAAUUCUCGAUGUUUGCUCUGUUUCCUUUCUUGAAUAGUAAAAUGACCUCGGAGUUGUACCAUUUUUGAGGAAUCUUUCCUUCAUCAAUUACUUUAUUAAAUAAAACAUUUAAUACCUGUACCAUUUUUCUGCCACCAAUUUAACAUUUCAACUGUAAUCUUAUCCUCUCCCGGACAUUUAUUCGUUUUAAGUUGAUUUAGGGCCAUUCUUAUUUCAUAGUCGGUUAUGUCCGGUAUUUCUUCUGAGCCGGUGUUAAUUAUUGUUCGUUGAGUACGUCGUUGUUGUGGUUGUGUAUUUACCGAGUAUAGUUUAGUGUAGAAUUUUUCAAUGGCCUCGCUUAUUUCCUUUCUGUCUCGGACGGUGACGUUUUUCUCAUUUUUUAUUUCUAUGAUUUUUGUUGUGCCGCUUUUUGCUUUGAGUACUUUCAUGUUGCAGUUAUCUUGUAUUAUAUUUUUUAUUAGAUUGUUAUUAUAGUUUCUAUGAUCGUUCCUAAUUUCUUUCUUCACAUUUUUGUUUAAACUUUUAAAGCUGUCCGAAGUUCGAUCUGUUCUGUUUCGUCUUUCUUGGAUUAGUUUAAUUGUAUUAGGUUGGAGUUUAGAUGUUUUGGCUGUUUUCGUGUUUGAGCAUAUUUUCUUAACCGAUGUUGUUACAGUUACUUUUAUUUUAGUGGCUAGUCCGUUUAUAUCCAUUUGUUUCAGUGUCUCUAUUGAUUUUAGUCUUGUGCUUAGCUCUUUUUGGUAUUCCGUUUGUUUUUGAAGCAGGACAUCGGUGGUUGGGUAUCGUUCUCGUUUAAUAAGUUUGCUUCGUUCUACUCUCGUCUGUAUUUUAAUGUUCGCUCUAACCAAUCUAUGGUCACUCCCGGUAUAGAAUUUGUUUAGUACUGUCACGUCGGUGCAUAUGUUUUUGUUAUUGGAGAGUAUGUAGUCUAUUUCGUUCUUAGUUUUCUUGUCUGGGCUGAUCCAUGUCCAUUUACGUUGUUUAGAUUUUUUAAAGAAAGUGUUGAGACAAAAUAAAUUUUCGUUGUUUAAGUAGUUGUACAACAUCUCACGUCUUUCGUUCUCGUUUUGUUGGAUUGGUUGUGAUGGCUUCAUCAUCAACAUCAUCAAGUUUUACACCGGUACUGUUGCGUACAGUCAUCAAGUCUGUCCAUUCACCAAGAGAGAAGACUAAGUCCUGAAUGUUCACAAUGCUCUGGUUUCUCACAAACACUGUUCGCAACAUAGUCGAAAGUUGUGCCAACAUGACUGGCGUAAGGGAGUCAACUAUAUAUAGGUUCCUAUCAGAAAAAAAAACACGGUAUAGCUAACCCAAACACAAACGAACACUUAAAGAGAGGGAAAAAGCUUAUUGAAAUUGAUGAAUUUGAAAGGAAAAUUCAUGGAUUUUUUUUUCAAAAAAGAAAUACCAAACUUAAACAAAAUUUUACAAGAAGUUAGAGAUGACCCGGAUUUGCCUCAUCGGACAAACUAAAUUGUGGCAAGUUUUAAAAGAAUUAAAUUUCCGCUGGGAGAAAUCAGACCGAAAAUCACUUUUGAUUGACCGGGAGGAGAUAAUAUGUUGGAGAAGAAAUUAUCUAAGAUCCAUAUGAAAAUUCAGGACUAAAGGAAGGCCAAUCUUCUACCAGGAUAAAACGUGGGUAAACUCAAGUCAUACUCUAAAAAAAAUUUGGUCAGAUAAAAAUAUAUUAAGCUUCAGGCAAGCUUUUAUGGAAGGUUGGUCUACUGGUAUCUCCCCACCUUCUAGUAAAGGCAGUAGAUUAAUAAUUUCUCACAUUGGCAGUGAAAAAGGAUUUGUUAAGCAUGGUUUGUUGGAAUUUCAGUCCAAAAGCACAAGACUAUCACGAGGAGAUGACAGUUGAUGUUUUCGAAGAGUAUGUAUUUUCAGCAGAUGAUUGAACACAUACCACCAAAUUCAAUUAUAAUAUUAGAUAAUGCACCUUAUCAUUCACGACUAGUAGAAAGACUUCCAACGACUGCGUAGAAGAAACAGGAUAUUCUUGACUGGCUGCGGAAUAAGUAUCUGCCUUACGAAGAUGGAAUGGUAAAAGCAGAACUUUUAAAAAUUGCCCGGCAACACAAAUCUAAGUUCAAGAAAUACGUAGUUGACAAAUGGCCGAAAGGCGAAACAUCACAGUUCUUAGACUUCCACCCUACCACUGCGAAAUAAAUCCAAAACUCAUUUUUUUUUAUUUCAAUUUUAAACCUCAAAACCAAUUUAAAUUAGUAUUUUAAGGAAAGGUGAGAUCCAAAUUAGUAAAUAAGAAUGCUAAAUAUGCAUAUUUUUAGUAAUUGUAUUAUAAUUAAUAAUUUCCCUCACACACCAUGAUGAUUUGUCAGUAGCGAUGUGCGUUGAGGGUUAAACUUCCAUAAAAUAUUUCAUAAAAUUCCAUAAAUAAGUAAAUAAAUAAAUAAAUUUCGUUAAUUUUGAUUCCAAAAUAUUUGUAUAAAAUAAAUUAAAUAAAACAUUUAAUGUAC
This is a messenger RNA of Diabrotica balteata, 5866 nucleotides long. The record is from the annotation of a GenBank genome assembly. NCBI's taxonomy places the organism in Eukaryota, Metazoa, Arthropoda, Insecta, Coleoptera, Chrysomelidae.